Molecule: messenger RNA, 1188 nt
Organism: Penicillium cataractarum
Lineage: Eukaryota; Fungi; Ascomycota; Eurotiomycetes; Eurotiales; Aspergillaceae
Product: replication factor C subunit 3
Exons: 5
Coding region: 1-1188 (395 amino acids)
Biological process (GO): DNA-templated DNA replication; DNA repair
Cellular component (GO): Rad17 RFC-like complex; Elg1 RFC-like complex; DNA replication factor C complex
Molecular function (GO): DNA binding; ATP binding; DNA clamp loader activity
Source: RefSeq, a predicted model, not a curated record
AUGUCCGACUACGAGGAUGAAAUGGAUGUGGAUGCGCCCUCCAAGGACGUACAGUUCAGCUCAGAGAAUGCCAGUGGGAAAAAGAGGACGGCGGCCGACCUGCCCAUUCAAGCUCAAGACAACCUCCCUUGGGUUGAGAAAUACCGCCCAAAUACCUUAGACGAUGUCUCGGGUCAUCAAGACAUUCUCGCCACGAUCAACAAAUUUGUUGAGAAGAACCGACUACCUCAUCUACUCCUCUACGGCCCCCCUGGAACCGGAAAGACCUCCACCAUCCUUGCGCUCGCGCGGCGGAUAUACGGCACGAAGAAUAUGCGGCAGAUGGUGCUUGAACUCAAUGCCAGUGACGACCGUGGCAUUGACGUUGUCCGAGAACAGAUUAAAACCUUUGCUAGCACGAAACAAAUCUUCUCCAUGGCUCCCGCGGCAACAGACGGCAACUCUGCCCUCGCCGGCUUCAAGCUGAUUAUUCUCGACGAGGCCGAUGCCAUGACAUCCACAGCACAGAUGGCCCUGCGCCGUAUCAUGGAGAAAUAUACGGCGAACACGCGGUUCUGCAUCAUUGCCAACUACACACACAAACUCUCUCCCGCACUUCUCUCACGAUGUACCCGAUUCCGAUUCAGUCCUCUCAAAGAAGCCGACAUUCGAGUGCUAGUAGACCAAGUGAUUGAGAAAGAGAACGUUCGAAUCCAACCCGACGCAGUGGACAGUCUAGUAAGACUCAGCAAGGGCGAUAUGCGAAGGGCGUUGAACGUCCUUCAGGCCUGUCAUGCCAGUAGUAUACCAUUGCCCAUGCGCGAUGCCCCCAAGGCACCUUUACCCGAACCCGAAAUGAUCACCAACGCCACAAUCUACGACUGCAUUGCGGCGCCCCAUCCGGCCGACAUUCAGGAGAUUAUGAGCACUAUUCUUUCCACCAGCGACGUGACCUCGUGUCUCAACACCGUGAAUACGCUCAAAUCUACAAAAGGUCUAGCGUUGGCUGAUAUUCUGUCCGCUCUGGCGGAUCAAUUGCAGCGGUUAGAAGUGCCGGCGCAGACACGUAUCACUUGGUUGGAGGGACUGGCCGAAAUCGAGUGGCGUUUAUCUGGUGGCGGAUCUGAAGCGGUUCAGACUGGUGGAAUGGUUGGUGUGGUGCGAAAUGGCUGCGAAUUGAUGGGUGAUAAAGGCAUCGCCAUGGCAUGA